Messenger RNA from Babesia bovis T2Bo, 2742 nucleotides. RefSeq names its product cleavage stimulation factor subunit family protein. Bases 34 to 2709 code for a protein of 891 amino acids. The transcript is spliced from 7 exons. Gene Ontology annotation, biological process: mRNA 3'-end processing. Gene Ontology annotation, cellular component: nucleus. The record is from RefSeq and is a predicted model, not a curated record. NCBI's taxonomy places the organism in Eukaryota, Apicomplexa, Aconoidasida, Piroplasmida, Babesiidae. Gene Ontology annotation, molecular function: protein binding; mRNA binding.
GGUAAUAUCCCUGUUGUAAUACAGACGGAAGCAAUGGUGGAGGAUCCAAAUACGCAUCAGGUCAAGGUUGUAACGGCCAACAAGUUACUACCUUCCAUUCUCCAUGGUUCCUCUUCGUUACUUCCUGCUGUUUUGAGCGGUAAUAAACCGAAGGAUGAACCUGGUAAGGCAUUGUUGCUUGAGUCGAUUGAUGAUGACACCCUUUGGUAUAACCAUAUCAAGGUGGCUAAAGAUGGAGAAUUACUUGUUGAAGCGUGUUCUAUGUUUCCAAAUUUUUGGAAAGUUUACCACCGUUGUGCUCUGUACCACCUUUUCCACAAACGCACUCGACAAGCUUUCGAGGUGUAUAGUGAAGCGAUAAAGAAGAGUAAUGAUUACACACUUUACACGUGCUAUCUCAAAUUUUUGUAUCACAUGGCUUCUGUACAUGAGUAUAUCGCAGCUUUAUUCACCGCAGUGGACAAGGUUGGGUUGGAUCUAAGGUCUGAUGCUUUAUGGAAGGAGUUGAUAACGAUUUUGGUUAAGAUUUAUAACUGUAAACUCAUGGAGCAAAAUAUUCACACCGGUUUAUUACCUAACCUCUUUACAUCGGAAUCCAUUGUAUCUAGUGGCGGGGGACCAUUAUACCCAUCUGAGGCUGAACAGAUUGUGUUCCGCGGCAUUAAUUCUUUAGAUAAGAAGGAGCAGACAUAUGUACAGCUAUAUAGUGAUGUAAAUCACAUUAGAAAGGCCUUCCAACGUUGGUUGAAAACACCCACCAACAACCUUAAGCAUGCUUGGGAUGGUUACUCUAUUUUUGAGAACGCAGUAAGCACGGCUACCGUCUUGUGCACAAAGCUUUUGACCGAUGGUAAGGCAGUAUACGACGUUUCUAUGAAGGUAUACGACAAGCUGUCUUUAAUGUACAAGAAGGUAUAUCCUGCUAAGCCUGCUUGCAAACGUCAAUUAACUGAUGAACCAUCGUAUGAGCGUGACCAUGAUCUUGGUUUUUGGAUUGAAAUUAUCCAAUAUGAGGAGACUAACCCGCUGAAUUUAUCGUCUGAAGAGGUGGUUGACAGAAUCGCAUAUACAUUUCGUGCCGCCCUUACACCUCAUGUCUUUGCUUCUCGCCUAUGGUUUAUGUACUUCCAAUUUUUAUUAGCGAAUGGUCAACCGGAUAGAGGUAUAACUGAAUUGAAAUUGGCACUAUCACACUUCCUUAAUGAUGACGUGAAGAUGCAUUUCAUCCUUGCAGCAUUCUUCGAUGAAUCUGGAAGGUCUGAGGAGGCUGUUACCGAGUUCAAGCGUCUCAUUGACCCUGGACUUAAGGUAGCUGAUGAGGGUGACGUUGACAAAGAGGCGUCUCACCUUCGGCAGAUAUUACAGUUCGAUGGAGCUGGUUCUGGUGUUUCUGUACUUCCUAUGAACCUCAUCCAUUAUCUUAAUUACGUGCGACGUAACCAUGGUCGCACUAAAUGGCGUGAAGACUUGCAGAUGAUUUUGACCAAAUCCGAUUUGCUUAGUUGGGAGCUUUAUUGGUAUGCCGCUGACACUGAAGUCCGCUGUUUCCGAGACGUUACCGCUGCCGUUGGCAUAUUGAACGAGGCUCAGCAUAUUAUGCCAUUUGACAUGCAUUACACCAUUCUGCACCUAAGGUUUUUACUUAACAUGGGCCUCAUGGUCGAUGCGCGUGUUCUGUUGUCUCAGCUUUUGGCUGGCGCGACAGUGGUUGGUGAGAACAAAUGUAAGCUUUCAGCUUCAGACAAGAUGCAACUAUGGCAUUUUUGGCUCCAUGUUGAAUAUUUCUACGGGUCGAAAUCCCAAUUUACACAGGUUCAGUCUUUAUAUGUCCAGAGCCGUAUUGCCACAGAGGUUGGUCUGGAUACGUUUGCUGAGAAGUCCAAUCGUGGUGUACCAAGUUCAGUUAGACAGUUGUUUGGUGACAUUGGUGCUGCCUUUAUUAAAACACACAUGGACUCCAGUAAGCGUGUAGCUACUGAGGACAUGAACAGUGUGGUUGAGUUACGUCAGCGUCUGUUCUGUGGUGGCAUUGAUUAUGAUGACCUUGAUCCCAUAUUUGCUUUGGGAGUUGACCAAAUAUCCUUUAGUUCCGAUGAUGCCACAUCCAGGCCAUCUUCAUCAGAUGAGAAGCAGGCAAGUCCCUCUAACUUUAUGCACCGUUCCACCGUUGAUAGUGGUCAGCACCACCCGCGUCUUUCCAUUGUUCGCCCUGAUGUUACAUUAAUGACUCCUCUUGACCCUGGUAAUUCUAGCAUUUUGGAAACCAUGGCCACAUUGCAUGGUAGCCGGAGGCCUGUAUUGCCUGAGAAAGGUCGUGCCAUUGACGCUGUUGCUACUCCUCCGAAGGUUCUGUUUGACCUCAUGAGGGUUUUACCUGUCCCACUGUCUACGAGCAGUUUUCCGAAGAUGUACGGUAGCAAUGAGGCUGUGGACUAUUUGUUGAAGUCUCUUGAGGACACUGACUUUUCUCAUAUGCCUCUGAAAGAAUAUGUGCCUUUGCCUGUGAAUCAACUGCUACACCUUAGGAAUGCUGCGUCAGGUAAUGACCAUCUAUUUGAGCCAAAUUUGGACUCGUUUGUCGAAAAGGACACAAAGGACCCUAACAUUGGGUUAUUUUCGGUUUUGCAGUACGUGGAUUCCCAUGUAGGUACUGAUGACUCAUCUCAUAAGGCAAGGAAUGAAUCUAAGAAGCGCAAGAUAGCUAUUUAGCUAUUAACUAUCAUUAAGUGUUCUUUGCAAUUC